AUGACCCAAGAUACCCUCAAGAAAGAGUCCGUCGAAGUCUCCUCAGUCGAGAAGACCAGCACUCUCCCAAAGGCGCCAAUGAAGUUCGCAACUCGAGCUGUUCAUGCCGGUUCGCCACACGACCCGGUUACCGGGGCUGUCAUUGAACCUAUCUCCUUAUCUACCACAUUUGCCCAGACUGCUGUCGGAGCUCCUGUUGGCGUAUACGAGUACUCGCGCUCUGACAAUCCGAACCGCUCUAAUUUCGAAAAGGCAGUUGCUUCCCUCGAAGACGCACGUUAUGCCCUUGCAUAUUCUUCAGGCUCUGCCGCCACUGCAAACAUCCUCCAAUCCCUUGCCCCCGGUUCCCACGUGAUCUCGGUCAGCGAUGUCUACGGUGGUACCCAUCGGUACUUCACACAGGUCGCAGCUGCUCAUGGUAUUGCCGUGACAUUCUCCGGCAGCAUUGAAGUCGAUAUCAAUGAUCUUGUCAGGCCGGAGACCAAGCUCGUUUGGAUCGAGACACCUUCCAAUCCUACUUUGACAUUGGUUGAUAUCCGUGCUGUCGCUGAAGCUGCACAUUCUUAUGGUAUUAAGGUUGUUGUUGAUAACACCUUCAUGAGCCCAUAUGUGCAGAAUCCAUUGAAACAUGGUGCCGAUAUUGUUGUGCACUCGGUUACAAAAUACAUCAACGGACAUUCGGAUGUUGUUAUGGGUGUUGCUGCUUUCAACGAUGAUACCAUUUACACUCGUCUUCUGUUCCUUCAAAACGCCAUUGGUGCUGUCCCAUCACCUUUCGACAGCUGGCUCGCCCAUAGAGGUCUCAAGACCCUUCACCUUCGAGCUAAGGCUGCUACCGAAAAUGCCACUGCUGUUGCCACGGCUCUAGAAGCUUCUUCUCAGGUCAUCGCCGUCAAUUACCCUGGCCUCAACUCUCACCCACAAAGAUACAUUGCUAUCAAGCAACAUCGAAACGGAAUGGGAGGUGGAAUGGUCAGCUUCAGAAUCAAGGGUGGUGCCGAAGCCGCCAAGAGGUUCUGUCAAAAGACAAAUAUCUUCACACUUGCCGAAUCUCUCGGUGGUGUUGAGAGUUUGUGCGAGGUCCCAUCUAGCAUGACCCAUGCUGGUAUCCCACGGGCCGAAAGAGAGGCAGCUGGUGUAUUCGACGAUUUGGUUAGAUUGAGCUGUGGUGUUGAAGACAGCGAAGAUCUUGUUGCUGAUGUGUUGAACGCCCUGGAGGUUGUCGCCCAGGAGUUCCCAUCCAAGCAGUAA
This is a messenger RNA of Orbilia oligospora ATCC 24927, 1251 nucleotides long. RefSeq lists its product as uncharacterized. Gene Ontology annotation, cellular component: cytoplasm. Gene Ontology annotation, molecular function: pyridoxal phosphate binding; cystathionine gamma-lyase activity. Bases 1 to 1251 code for a protein of 416 amino acids. The transcript is spliced from 3 exons. Gene Ontology annotation, biological process: transsulfuration. The record is from RefSeq and is a predicted model, not a curated record. Lineage: Eukaryota; Fungi; Ascomycota; Orbiliomycetes; Orbiliales; Orbiliaceae.